CGGUCUCGCGCUCUACAGUCAGGGCGCAUUGAGCGAGUCAUCUCCUAAUCCAGAGAUUUACAACAGGCAACUGAAACUGCACCAUUUGCUGCCAUACAAGCACAUCCGGAUAACUCCAUAACAAAUUUAUUACACAAGGAUAAAGUAUAGCAAAAUAACCAGGUAGCUGAAAAUGUGCGGAAUAUUUUAAAAAAAAUUCUCCACGGGAACGUUAUGUGGAGAGAGGGCUUAUUGCCAUUGCCUGGAGGACAACGCCUGGAUAAGGAAGAGAGGACAACAUUUGACGUUACUGUGGGACGGCGGUUUGUUAGAGAUACUUCACAGACAUGCUGAAUGCAGUUUGCUGUCGUCUCGCUCAAGGCUUCUUUAUGUGUCUGAUGCUGCACGCGCUCAUCGACUGCACUCGAGGCUCAGUAAGCCAGCAGACGUCCCAGCUCUCCUCGUAUGAGGUGACGGUACCGAGACGCAUCAGCAGACAGAGGAGAAACCAGGACAGUGCAGAUAAGGUGUCAUACAUAAUCCAAGCUCAAGGAAAAGAACAUGUCGUCAUCCUGGAGAGAAAUGAAUUGCUUCUUCCAGAGGAUUUCACUGUGUACUCUUAUGCCAAAGAUGGCUCGCUGGUCACCGAGAGACCAAACAUGAUGGGUCAUUGUCAUUACAGUGGUUACAUAGAGGAUGUGGAGGGCUCUUCUGCAGCACUCAGCCUGUGCUCUGGGUUAAGGGGUGUUAUCCACAUGGAGGGCACCAGUUUCGGUAUUGAACCAUUGGAAAGUUCCUCCAGUGAUGAGCACGUGGUGUAUCGUUUGGAGGAUGUCAAGACAGAACCUCUCAACUGUGGAACGCCUCACUUUCAUAACCAUGAUGACGAAGCUUCACCAAGGCAACCUACAGACAGCUAUGUCCAUAACAUCACAUUUGUUCAAUCUGGCAGCCAUCUAAUCAGGAAAAAGAGAGCAGUGCUGCACCAGACACACUAUGUGGAACUGCUAAUGGUGGUGGAUAAUAUGAGAUUUAAAUACAAAAAAGGGAAUCAAACAGCUGUACGUGAGGAGGUGGUUCAAAUCGCUAACUAUGUUGAUAGUAUGUACAUUGCUCUGAAUAUCCGUAUUGUGUUGGUGGGAUUGGAGAUCUGGUCUGCGCAGAACUUCAUCAAUACUGAUGGCGGUGCUGGAGAGGUGCUGGGCCGCUUUAGUCAAUGGAGAGAGAAAGAGCUGGUUCACCGUCGUCGCCAUGACAGUGCACAGCUCAUCAUAAAUAAAGGAUUUGGUGGAACAGCAGGCAUGGCUUUUGUUGGCACUGUUUGUUCCAGAAGUCAUGGUGCUGGAAUUAAUUCGUUCACCAAUAAUAAUGUGCUGUCAUUCGCCUCCAUCGUGGCUCAUGAGCUGGGUCACAAUCUUGGGAUGAACCAUGAUGAUGGCCGAAACUGUAAAUGCGAUGUCCAGCACUGCAUUAUGAACUCAGGGGCAACUGGUUCUCGUAACUUCAGCAGCUGUAGUGCUGAUGACUUUGAGAAGAUGAUCUUGAACUCAGGCGGCCGUUGUCUGCUGAACACGCCGCGGCCGGACGAUGCGUACAGCGCCCCCUUCUGCGGGAACAAGCUGGUGGACGUGGGCGAAGAGUGCGACUGUGGGUCAGAGGAAGAGUGUGCGAAGGAUCCAUGCUGUGAGCCGAAGACGUGUAAGCUGAGGUCAGGUGCUCAGUGUGCGUACGGGGUCUGCUGCAAGAACUGCAGGUUUUUGCCUGGUGGCACAGUGUGCAGAAGCAGCACAGAUGAAUGUGAUUUGCCCGAGUACUGUAACGGCUCAUCUGCCCUCUGUCAGAAUGACGUCUUCAAACAGGACGGCCAUCCCUGCAAACAAGGCCAAGCUUACUGUUACAACGGCCAGUGCCAGCACUAUGACACCCAGUGUAAGGCCAUAUUCGGCACAAAAGCUAAAGCUGCUCCUGGGCUGUGUUUUAAUGAUGUCAACUCUAAAGGCGAUCGCUUUGGAAACUGUGGCUACCAUUCCAACGGAUUCAAGAAGUGUGAGAGCAGAAACGCCAUGUGCGGGAAGCUGCAGUGCGAGAACGUCCUGUCCUCAGUCAUAUUUGGCAUCAAGCCGUCAGUGAUCCAGACCCCCAUCGCUGGCACUACCUGCUGGGGCGUGGACUUCCUCCUGGGCUCUGAUGUGCCUGAUCCCGGCAUGGUCAAUGAGGGCACCAAGUGUGGAGAAAAUAAGGUUUGUCUGAAUUUUGAAUGCAAAAGCGCAGACGUGCUGAAUUACGACUGUGAUGUUGAAAAGAAAUGCCGCGGCCAUGGGGUGUGUAAUAGCAAUAAAAACUGCCACUGUGAAUACGGCUGGGCUCCUCCGUUCUGUGAGGCCUCUGGUUAUGGAGGAAGCGUCGACAGCGGCCCCACCUGGAACGAUAAAGACACUUCCACAAGGGAUGGUCUGCUUGUGUUCUUUUUCCUGAUUCUUCCUCUCUUGGCGUUGGGUUUGUUUGUGGUCUUCUUUCUGUUCUUCAGAAAGAAACGCUCUCAGGGCUACGAAGCCGACAGCAGGCCGCAGACUGCUGUGUCCCAGCGGGGAAACCCCAGCAGUAUGGUGAAGGACCGGGUGGUUCAGACUAAUAAAUCAGCAUCUGUGCCAUCUUACACAACUAGACCACCACCACCUCCGUUAGCACGACCACCUGCUCCCACCAAACAUCUGAUGCCUCAAAGACCAGCGCCUGCACCCCCAGUAUAACACACAACACACAUCGGACUGACAGUUGUAUUUCUGUCUGGGAUGGACAGGAGUGGGAGGAGUCGAGGAGGAAUCAGCUGGUCACUCCCACUCUCUCUAUUCUCCCCCUCAAUCUGCAAACAGCUGUCAACUGUCAAUCAAACCCAGAGACGGUCACUGUUGCGAAAGAAACCUCCACUCGCAAUACAUCACAGAGUGCAUGAUGGGAGCGAGAAAACUCUUUAGCUAAUUAAACACCUGUUACCCGAUGAAAGAUGUCUAUGGCAACACACCGAUCUCCUUAACUGUGUUACCAUUCUUAUUUGCUAUAUAGGACCACUGCGACUGAUUGCACUUCAGUAAUAUCCACUGUUUAUAGGAAUGUACCGAGACCCUUUUUAUCAUAGGCCGGCUUUAAAAUGUUCAUUUGUUCCCCCCCUUUUUUGGUGCAAAUAUAUUCUGAAAACCAC
This is a messenger RNA of Carassius carassius (crucian carp), 3178 nucleotides long. RefSeq names its product disintegrin and metalloproteinase domain-containing protein 9-like. The coding region runs from base 327 to 2729 and encodes 800 amino acids. Gene Ontology annotation, biological process: proteolysis. The record is from RefSeq and is a predicted model, not a curated record. Gene Ontology annotation, molecular function: metalloendopeptidase activity. Gene Ontology annotation, cellular component: plasma membrane. The transcript is spliced from 22 exons. NCBI's taxonomy places the organism in Eukaryota, Metazoa, Chordata, Actinopteri, Cypriniformes, Cyprinidae.